Sorex araneus (European shrew) is the source of this 722-nucleotide messenger RNA. It is a transcript of the gene LY86, whose product is annotated as lymphocyte antigen 86. Bases 51 to 527 code for a protein of 158 amino acids. The transcript is spliced from 5 exons. NCBI's taxonomy places the organism in Eukaryota, Metazoa, Chordata, Mammalia, Eulipotyphla, Soricidae. The record is from RefSeq and is a predicted model, not a curated record. Gene Ontology annotation, biological process: innate immune response; positive regulation of lipopolysaccharide-mediated signaling pathway.
UGCAGAGGAGAAGUGAAACCCGGCUGCGAGCUGGCAAGCCGGCGGCGGCCAUGAGGACGGGCACAGCUGCGCUCCUGCUGUGCGCCUGGCUGUGGGCCCCGGGCCGCGGGGGAGCCUGGCCCACACACACGGCCUGCAGCAGGGGGGACCUGCAGAUACUCUACCAGAGCUGCGAUCCUUUCCAAGACUUUGGCUUUUCGGUGGACCAGUGCUCCAGACAACUAGCGUCCAAUCCCAAAAUUCGAUUCGGACUCAUUCUGAGAGAGGACAUCCGGAAGCUGCUCCUGGAGCUGGCGCUCUUCUCCAAGGGGACGCCCAUGUUCAACUUCUCCUACCCCAUCUGCGAGGAGGACCAGCCCAAGUUCUCCUUCUGCGGGCGAAGGAAGGGGGAGCAGAUCUACUAUGCCGGGACUCUCGAACUCCCCCAGUUCCAGGUCCCCCAGGGCGAAUACCAAGUGCUGCUGCAGGUGUCCGGCGAGCACCGCGCCCCCGUGGCCUGCGCCAACGCCACCGUCCUCGCGCUCUGAGUCCGCCGCGGCCCCGUCCCCUCCGCACCGCGCCCGCGCCCGCGCCGAGAUGGCCCGGCUGCGCCUGCUGGCCGCGUCCCGGGGCCCCGGGCUGCGCAGCGAGACCCCGCCCUGCAGAUGAGGCCCGAGGACCGAGAGGAAGACAGCGGCCCGGGGGCGCCUCCCUCCCCGCCCCGCCCGAAUAAAGGCCUCCGC